AUGCCUACAGAAGACUACGACGCCCGGGCGCUCGCCCUGCCCCUCGAAGACGAGGCCACCGGCGAAACACCCAUCUGGUCUCGCCGCUCGCAGUCGUUCGCCCGGAGCUCGCAGUCCAGCCGGCCCCAGACCUUCAUACAGCGCGCUACGUCCACUGCCCACAUGCUACACCGACGCGCCUUGGCGCAGUACAACAAACUCUCCCUCAUCCAGAAGCUCCUCUUCACCGUGGGCGGCAUCUUCAUCUUCAUCACCAGCAUCCUGUUCCUCGUGUACAACGAGAAGAUCUUCGGCGCCCUGCUGCCGUAUGCAAAGAGGUGGAGAGACGUCACUGCCGGCUGGCUGGUGCUGUGGGCCCUGAUCUUCACUGUGUCCUUCCCGCCACUGAUCGGAUACUCGUCCCUGCUCACGAUCGCGGGCUUCGUCUACGGGUUUCCCAAUGGAUGGUUCAUAGCAGCCAGCGCCACCGUCGCCGGCAGCACCGCCUCCUUCCUGCUCUCGCGCACCCUCCUGCGCACCAUGGUGACCCGGCUCAUCGCAAACGACAAGCGCUUCGCCGCCCUCGCCCUGACGCUCAAGCACGACGGCCUCAAGCUCCUCGUCAUGAUCCGCAUGUGUCCGCUCCCGUACUCGCUCUCCAACGGCGCCGUCGCAACCUUCCCCACCGUCCACUGGGCCUCGUACGCCCUCGCAACGGCCAUCGUAAGUCCGAAACUGAUGCUGCACAUCUUCAUCGGCAGCCAGCUGGAGAAGAUUGCCGAGAGCGGUGGCAAGAUGGACGCGCGCACAAAGGCCAUCUCCUACCUCUCCAUAGCCAUCGGCGCCGUCGCUGGCCUGGCCACGGGCUGGUUCAUGUACAAGAAGACCAAGGAGCGCGCGGCGGAACUGGAAGAAGAGGAGAGGCAGGGCGUGAGGCGGGCGAGCCUCGACGGCCUGGAGAACGAGUACGCAGAUGACCCGAGUGCGCUGGAAGCUGCUGAGCAUCUGCGCGAGGUCGACGACGACAUCAGCCUGAGGGGCGGCUGGGACGACGAGUACACCGACGAGCCCGAGGAGGACGCGGCGGACAUGGGCGACGACCCAUUCAAGGACGGCGACGCCACAGACGAGGAGGAGACGCGGGGGCGGAAGUAG
Messenger RNA from Ascochyta rabiei, 1134 nucleotides. Its product is annotated as Tlg2-vesicle protein. The record is from RefSeq and is a predicted model, not a curated record. Gene Ontology annotation, cellular component: Golgi membrane. The coding region runs from base 1 to 1134 and encodes 377 amino acids. The transcript is spliced from 2 exons. Gene Ontology annotation, biological process: vesicle-mediated transport; mitotic spindle elongation. NCBI's taxonomy places the organism in Eukaryota, Fungi, Ascomycota, Dothideomycetes, Pleosporales, Didymellaceae.